CGCAGUCAGAACCAAAUCAACGUCAACGCUUAACCCGAACCUCCAACAAUGUCGUCUCAAGUUUCCUACCCAUCUCUACGUGGCAAGGUCGUUGCAGUUUCAGGCGCAGCAUCGGGCAUGGGCCUUGCAGCUGCUAAGCUACUUUACCCGAUGGGAGUCAAGCUCUCCUUAGCUGAUAUCAACAAAGCCGGCUUGGAUGAAGUAGCCAAAGCUCUGAGAGCUUCCAACCCAUCCGGUACCGACAACAUUAUCACAACCGUCGUCAACGUCAACUCUUCAUCUGAAGUUGAUAAUUGGAUCCAAGCCACAGUCGCCAAGUUCGGUGCUCUCAACGGUGCAGCUAACUUCGCCGCCGUCGGCAGCGAGCUAACAAAGGUUGUAGAUACGACUGAUGAAGAAUGGAGGAAGAUUCAAGGCGUUAACAGCGACGGCACGUUCUAUGCAGUGAGAGCGCAGCUACAAGCUAUGAUUAAGCAAAAUAGCGGAGGUAGCGUCGUGAAUUUAGCAAGCGUCGCAGGCGUGGUCGGUCGCUAUUCAUGUGCGUCUUACACAUCGAGUAAGCACGGCGUUGUUGGCUUGACAAAAGCUGCUGCUAGAGAAGUGGCGCCUUUAGGAAUUCGAGUUAAUGUUGUUGCACCAGGUGCAAUCGACACGCCGAUGUUUGAUAAAGCUGCAACCCCGGAGGCAAGAAAGUUCCUGAUAAACGAGACUCCUUUGGGAAGAAUGUCACAUGCCGAUGAGGUGGCUCGUUUAGUGAUUUUUUUGCUGAGCGAUGAGAGUAGUUUUGUGACGGGUGCGGUGUAUGUUGCUGAUGGAGGAAUGAUCAGCUGA
Bipolaris sorokiniana ND90Pr is the source of this 831-nucleotide messenger RNA. RefSeq lists its product as uncharacterized. The transcript is spliced from 2 exons. The record is from RefSeq and is a predicted model, not a curated record. Gene Ontology annotation, molecular function: oxidoreductase activity. The coding region runs from base 49 to 831 and encodes 260 amino acids. NCBI's taxonomy places the organism in Eukaryota, Fungi, Ascomycota, Dothideomycetes, Pleosporales, Pleosporaceae.